AUGGGGCCAGCGGGGUAUCGGCAGCGGCGUGAUGGAGCAGGCAGAGUGCAGCAGGAUGAGGCCCAUGGAGAGGUGGUGGGAGCCGGGGAGCUGGCAAUGGGCCCACUGGGUCUCCCCGUGUCCCUGCCUGCUGCCAGGGUGCUUGGGAGGCAGGCAGAGAAGGGGGGCCCUGGCUCCCCGGCCCCAGCUCUUUGCCCGGCUGGGGCAGUGCGAAGCCUCAUGCUGCUGUGUCUCUGUGCCGCUCCAGCAUCAGCCUGUGGGAUCCAGGCCAGCCCAUCCCCCUGGAGAUCAGUGCAGGAAUUUGUGGCCACGGAUCAGUUCCCGUGGGUGGUGGCACUGCAGGACACGCAGCGCAACCUCCUGGCCUUCGGCUCCAUCCUGAACGAGCACUGGAUCCUCAGCGCCGCAUCCAGCCUGCGGAGCAGGCAGCAGGUGCUGGCCUUGGUUGGGCUGAGCGCCAUGAAGAGGCGAUGGGAGGACCAGCCCCAGUAUUCGAUCAGCUCUGUCAUCCCCCACGAGGACUUUGACGAGGUGACGCUCUACAACAACGUCGCUCUGCUCAGGACAGCCACCCCACUGAAGUUCAGCAGCAUCGUUCAGCCCAUCUGCUUCCCCUACGGGAGCCUCUCUGCCUCGGACCUCGUGAACUGCUGGGUCUCGGGCUGGAUCCAUCCCACCGCAGGGGCUGCCCAGAGCCACAGGCUCACGGUGGUCCCUCGGCCAGGCAGGGGAAAGUGCUGCAGCGACUUCCUGAGGAUGCUCUCUGUGGUGGACGUGGAUCCCUGCCCGCUGAAAAGGAUCACUGCAACUGCAUGCUGCAGCCACAGGGACGCCGACAAAGUGGCAGGCUGUUUGGGUGAUGCCGGCAACCCCGUCAUGUGCCAGAUUAGAGGGACUGAGAAAUGGGUCCUGAAAGGCAUUCUCAGUGAGGGUGGCAUGAGAUGCUACGGACCGUUCCUGUAUACCGCAGUGUCCUACUACAGUGACUGGAUCUUGGCCACCACUGAGAGGAGAGGACCUCCCGCAUUCCCCAUGCUAGGAAUCCCCCCUGGUUCCUCCUGCAUUAAGUGA
Messenger RNA from Aptenodytes forsteri (emperor penguin), 1071 nucleotides. RefSeq names its product protease, serine 54 (gene PRSS54). The record is from RefSeq and is a predicted model, not a curated record. The transcript has 7 exons. Gene Ontology annotation, biological process: proteolysis. Gene Ontology annotation, molecular function: serine-type endopeptidase activity. The coding region runs from base 1 to 1071 and encodes 356 amino acids. Lineage: Eukaryota; Metazoa; Chordata; Aves; Sphenisciformes; Spheniscidae.